Molecule: messenger RNA, 3415 nt
Organism: Mycena citricolor
Lineage: Eukaryota; Fungi; Basidiomycota; Agaricomycetes; Agaricales; Mycenaceae
Source: the annotation of a GenBank genome assembly
GUUGAACUUGAUGACCACCACCGACGCGGACAGGCUCAGUGCCGAACGCGCGCACUUCAAGAAGAGCCUGUCGAGAGCCCUCACAGAAGACGAGGACCCUCUUGCCACAUACGACGCCUUUGUCAAGUGGACGGUCAAGAACUAUGCCGAGAACGAUCCGGCCUCUGAGCUUUUGCAACUACUUGAGGAGGCGACGGAUGCGUUCCAGGGCGAUUCGAACUAUAAGACCGAUCUCCGAUAUCUGAAACUAUGGAUCUUGAGGAUACGACACCUCCCACGCGACCAAGGCAUCACGAAAUUCGCGUCAUUGAUGGCAGACAGCAUUGGAGUGUCUUAUUCGCUGUUCUAUGAGGAGUAUGCAGCUUUGUUGGAGAAGGAUGGGAGAUUCGCUGAGGCGGAUGGCGUAUUUCGGAAAGGGAUCAAACGCAAUGUGCGCGCCCUGGAACGACUGAAGACGCGAUACAACGAGUUCAAAGCGCGCAAACCAUCAUCAUCGGACUCCGAUCGCACUCCCACCCAGCCCUCUCAACCUGAAGCGUCCUCCUCCGCUUCAUCCGCCCCCGUCCCACCGCGGGCAACCUUUUCUGUCGACAGCUUUCUCGCCCUGCCAUUGAAAGAGCGAUACGCAGCCAUUUUCGCCCCACCAGCCCCUGGGAAACGCCCCGAGAAGCAGAUGUUUGAUCUCACGUUGCUGUUGAGCGACAAGGAGUACUGUAUCGAGGAAGCGCGGGCCAAGUCCAUGGGUCUUUACGGCAAGAGCUGGGCCCCGCCCCCACCUCCAUCCCAGUUCUCAUCGGCCACGCAGCCGAUUCAUUCCGGUGCCUCGUCGGCGGCCUCAUCCUCCUCGUUGAAGGUCAACUUUAACGACGACGGCCAGAGCACUUCGCGACUGAAGAGCCGACGACGGAGCAUCAUGGGUGGGGCAGAGCCGACCGUCACGAUCAACACGCGAGAAGCGCUGGACGAUGUCUUUGGGAUGUUCAACUCGCCGGAGAAGACAGCGAAACUGGCUGCUGUGGUAAAGAAGCCCGUCACACCGAUGGCUCCGCCAUCAAUGCGAAAGCCAGCGAACGAGAACGAGAACGCACACGCCAAAACGCCUCAGUCAAGUAAGCGCUGUCUGCUUGCGCUUCCGAGUACUGAAAACAGCUCAGGUUUCCGACCGUAUGUGGAUGAGAACGAGAACGGGAACCAGAAUCGUAAAGAGAACACACCAGCCAAGGUGCUUGAUCCCGUUCAAAUGCUUAUCCGGGCUGCUGAUGCACUCCAGUUCAUGCCCUUUGUCGAUCCAGAAGCGAGCAAAACACCGUCGUUCACACCUCGGAAUGUAUUGACCCUGCGAGAAACACCGACCACAGCUAGCAACACACGUCUAACGGCAUUCAAACCGCUAUCUUCUAGCAAGCUCACGGUUGUCCCUGAAGAUACUGGGGUGGCCUCAGAGAAAAGCGUAUUCAAGGUCUUCACGCCAGCUUCCGUUCUAUCAGAAAGCCAGCCGAAACCGACACCACUGCCGAUGCGGGACGUUUUCACAGACGAUCACGGGAAACCUUCACCCCCGAAGCCCACACACGAACGAGCCAAGUCGUAUCAAGACAGCGUUCCAGCGUUCACACCGUUCGUGGACGAAAAUAAGACGCCUUUCAAAGUAUUCAGUCGUCCGCCAGACGCGUCAGAGAACGCCUUCACGCCAGGUGGAGGGAGUUCUGUGUUCACCCCGUUCAAAGACAUUCCGCGGCCGGCACCGACGACAUUCACACCAUAUCAGGAACCUGCCGACACACCGCCCGUAAGCACGGAGAUUCCAGAGGAAGAUCAGUACGAAAACGACUAUCAAUACGAAGAUGAGGAGAUGGAGGAACCGCCACAGGCCGUGGAGGUUUACGAGGAAGGCGCCGAGGAUUCAUAUCAGGCCCCGCUCGGUGGACGGUUCGGGUCGUUUAACGUCAUGACGCCGAUCACAGAGCGCACCUUCGAAUACACGGCCAGGUCCUCCGUUUUCAACGGGACACCCAGCCGAGGGCAGAUCGAGGACGACACGCGGCGGAGCGAGCAGUUUGCUCUGGACAGUGCAGAGCGGCUGGCUGCAGAGUUGCAAGAAGAAGACGAGAAGGAGGCGGCCGAGGCCGAGACGGAGACGGAGGCGGAUAACAAGUCUACGAGACUGGCUCACGCCCUGAAAUCGAGCUCAAUGUUCCGCCCGACGAAUCCAUGUAACCCGUUCGAGGAAUCGGUCAUGUCUGCGCUGCUUUCGCUGACGGUGCCGGACCGGUAUUUUUACGAUCUGGAGCACGAGGACGCGAAUCUGCUCGAUGCACUGCAGAAAUUCACCAAACGCGUCCGGAAGAGCAGUGGGGAGGUGCUUGAAGGUGGACGAUACUCGCUCAAUCUUCACGGCCAUCGCUUCGGCGUCACCGACAAGCUGGGUGAAGGCGGGUUCGGCGCAGUCUUCCGAGCCAAGGAUCUCGGCAACAAACAGGAAGACGAUGACGAAGAGGAGGAAGACGACGAGGAAGACGACGACGACGACGAAAUGUCAUCCGCCGUUGCGCUCAAAGUCGUACGACCGCGGAAUGUCUGGGAAUACCGAGUCUUGCGACGCCUGCAUGCUGCCGUAGAGCCUCAUCUCCGGCAAUCGAUUGUGCUGCCGCACGCGUUGUUUGCGUUCCGGGACGAGAGUUAUCUUGCGAUGGAUAUCUGUCCCCAGGGCACCCUUCUCAACAUCGUCAACGGGGCAAAUGCGGGCAGUCUGGCUCAGGCCGGCGGGACGCUCGAUGAGCUCUUGGUCAUGUUCUUCACGGUCGAGCUGCUGCGGGUCGUCGACGGAAUGCACUCCGCCGGAUUCAUCCACGGCGACCUCAAGAUCGACAACUGCCUGCUGCGGCUGGAAGACGUUCCCGGAGGACCCUCGGCGUGGUCGAGUAUGUACAAUCCCACGGGCGAAGACGGAUGGCGCUGUAAAGGCAUCAAGCUGAUCGACUUUGGGCGGACGAUUGACACGCGCCUCUUUCCCGCGGGCCAGCAGUUCGUCGGCGACUGGGAGGCGGAUGCACGCGACUGCUUUGAGCUGCGUGAGAAACGUCCCUGGACGUGGCAGACCGACUACUUUGGGCUAGCAGGCGUUGUCUACUGUCUGCUUUUCGGGAAGUACAUCCAGGAGAAUUCGGUGGGAACGAGGAACGGCCGACGGACGAUUGAUACACCCUUCAAGCGAUACUGGCAAGGCGAACUUUGGGAGGGUCUCUUCGACAUUUUACUCAACCCGGGCCUGGUCAGGGCUGAUGCGUCUCUGCCAGUAUGUGCGGAGCUGGCUGCCGUGCGCGAGCAGAUGGAGGGAUGGCUGCAGGGUAACUGCAAUCGGGCGAGCAAUACACUGAAGGGUCUCCUCAAGAAGGUCGAGGUCAUGUCUAUCUAG